Molecule: messenger RNA, 7903 nt
Organism: Vitrella brassicaformis
Lineage: Eukaryota; Vitrellaceae
Source: the annotation of a GenBank genome assembly
UCACGAGAAUAUGGCAGGGUUCCAGCCGGUGAAGGCCUGCCGACACAGGGGGCACUGGCGAGGCUGCAUGGUCUGUGCGCAUUGCAGGCAGAUGCAGAAGUGGUUGCACGGCCGCAGCACCACUGACCUCUCCCUCUCCUGGCAGAUUUGGCAGUCGGUACGCUCCUCCAUCUGGCGCUGCAUCUCCUGCUGCAUCUCUUGCCGCAGCUCGGUCUCCCGCCUCUGCUGGGCGGCCUGCUGAGCCCGCCGCUCGAGUGACUGCAGCUGGGGCAGCUCUGAUGUAGUGAGUGCCGUCUGGCGGUCCGCCAGCUGCAUGGCAAAGCCACUGAACUCAUCAGCAGUGGUCAGUUGGCCAAAUCUCUCGGUCAACCUGAAUGACACACAUCACCACAUGAAAGGGCAUACACUGGUGUCGCCCGCCUCUGUCUGAGUGGGUGCUGACCUGUCGAUUUGGCUGCUCCGCAGCUGAUCUAUGUCGGCCUGCAGCCCACGAUUGGCCUCGCCAACACUGACAGACACAAAGAGAGAUGAACAUCAUGGCGUCUUGUCAAAGUGUGCGUCGGCCGCCUGUCGUGUGUGCACCUGGCAUUCUCCUCUCUGAGCGAUGUGACCUCCUGUCUGAGCGACUCCUCCCUCUCGGCAGCAGCCCUGAUAGGUAACGAGUGAGUCCGAUUCAUUGUAUUGUGAUGGGUGAGAGUGCUGUUUGGCUGACUGACCUCUUGUGUCUGUCAAGGUGAUGUUGCAGCUGCCCCAUCUCGGCCGCCUGCUGCUGCCGGAGAGACCUCUCGCGAUCGAUGUCACUGAACACACGGACACACACAGACGGUGAGGCGCUGCGUAGGCCCUGUGUAUGUGGAUACCUGGUGAGCCGCUGGUGCUGUUGACUGAGCUGCUGGCGGUGGGCCUCAUUGGCUUGACGCAUAUCGGCCUGGAGCCGCUCGUUGGCCGCCAGAGUGGCGGCAACGGUCUGCUCGCCCGCCAUCUGAGCCUCACGGAACCUGCACAAACAUAAGAGCACAAGGAUGGACAGCUGCCAACCGUACUCGAUGCGGUGAUAUGGUGAUGCAUGCUGUACCGUUCGAUCUCCUGACGGGCGGCGAGGGUCUCCUGCUGGGCAGCAUGAAGCUGCUGCUGAAACGCCGCCUCCAUCUCCAUCGACUCACGCCUGUAGUCAGGCACCACAACCACGGUGGUGAGUCCCUCCCCCCUUCGCUCUUUUUCUCUCACCUCGUCGCCUCGAUCUGCCAGUCUCUGCGCAUCAACUCAGCCUCGAGCACCGCAACCCUGACAAGACCAGACACACCAUCACUGUGUGACCACACCCCAUCAACCGCCUCACCUGGCCCGCAUCGCCUCGGUCUCCUCUCCACCACUCACACACCCAUCGUCACGGUUCCCCGCCCUUCCAUCGGUCUCUCCAGCACCCUCGCCAGCCAGGCCAUCCCCACCGCCACCAUCCUCACUCACAGCACCAACAGACAGCAGGUCGUCAGAGUCACACCCGAUGUCGGGCAGCGGGGGCAUGCAAGGAGCCACCGACAGAUGCUGCAGUGACUCCUGGGCAGCACUCGUGGCCGCAGCACCACCAGCUGCGACAGCUGGGCCAUAGAGGGGGCUGCUCGACGGCUCACUGUCCAAGUACUCGAGACCACCAUCUACCUCUCCCUCUCCAUCACGCACAGAUGGGCUGCCGUCUGCCGCAAUGGAUGGCACUGCUGCGGCCAAUGGGGGAGGGCCAGACGCUGCAACAGGGGCGGCCGGGGGUCUUUUGGUCUUGGGUCGUUUUUUCUUCUUGGCCUUCUUGCCGCCCUCGCCAUGCUGCUGCUGCCCACCUUCGCCCUGCCGCUGCUGGUCCUCACUCUCGUCGGACACCUGCUCGCCGAUGGACCGCAGAAGGUCCUUCUCGUUCCUGCGCGCCGCCGCCUCCUCAGCGGCCAUCUUAGCACUGACGGCCUCGUCGGGCUCCUUGUCGGCUUGGCGCUUCAUGCGCCGCUCCUUCUUGGCCUUGAGCUUCUUUCUGCUCUCGAGCUUCUCACGCAGCUCCUCGCGCACGACGUCACAGCGGCUCUUGGGCUGGUCCUCGACCGCAGGACGCUCGCCGGUAACCAUCCUCUGAAGUUCGUCUGAUCCAAAGGCGGAGCUGAAUAUAUGGGAGUUUUGUGUGCGUCUGGUGCUGCACUUCGUACCGAUCUCUCUGAGCACUUCUGCCCUUGCCGCGGUGUUCUUGUUGAUUUGCUCGGCGAGGGUGGCGAUCCUGUUGUCAAGGCUGUUCGUGUCGAUGCCCUUCCUGCCGGCCUUGGACAGAGCGGCCUUGUCCGUCUGCACCUGGGCCUCGAGGUCGUCGAGCUUGGUCUGCAGCGUCGCCAGCAGGUUCUCGAUCACCUGGAGCCGCUUCUGCUUCUCAAACAAAGCCUGAAUGAUAAGCGCACAGUAGUCGGCAACAGACGAUCCGCAGCGUAUGAUCUCGUGUACCGCUAGAUGCACAGUCCCCUUCUCCUGGCCCAGCCUGACGGCCUCUAACCACAACACAACGAAGGAGAUGACACAUGUGCGUGAUGGUGCCAUUUCCCCCUUCUCAGCUCACUUACCAGUGAGGGCGGUGCGCGCUGCGUCGACAUCCUCUUGAGUGAUGUUGUUGAUGGCAGGAACGUCCUUGAGAGCCUCGAGCUCCCUCACGCAGUCGCGGUACAUAGCCAGGUCAGCCACCGUCACAGAGAAGGGGUUUCGGAAGCCAAAUGCCGAAUCGGCGCCGCGAUUCUUGUGUGAUAGGCUUUCGAAAUACAGCAGCAGCAAUGAAGGCCCCUUGCUGGCGACUGUCUGCGCCCAUACGAGAGGGCUGAUUGGGUCGUAGGACAGCACAAGGGCACGGCACAGGCUCCGGCGGAUAGGUGUCAGCGGCCAACCGACGGAAUCCAGGGCUGACAGACGCGCCGGAACUGUCGACCGACGGAACGCAGAAAAAGGGGACCACACACACAGAGGUGGUGAGGGGAAAGGUGCUUCGGCUGCUUACAUGUGUCGAUCACCGAACGCCGGAACUUGUAUUGCUUGUUCAUAUCCUCGAUCACCUGAAGAUGCUUGUCAGGAAACGACAUGCGAGAUGUGCUGGCAUCGGCAAGAGGAACGUCUAAACGGGAGUCACAGGCAGAACAACACAACAUAACUGCACGGAUAUCCCCCCUGCCUCUUGCAUAUACUUACCUCUGAGGUCCAGCAGGAAUGGUGGGCUGCUCCUGAGCUCCUUUUCCUCGGCCUGCAGCCCCUCCUCCCUCCUCUCCCGUGCCGCCCUCCGUCGGUCCCCCUCAGCUGCGUCAGCCGCCGGGGGCAGGCGGGCGUCAUCCGCCGCCCACUGACGGUCCUUGACACUACGUGCGGCUCGGAGCUCACUCUCACGCUCAUCGUGGGCCCUGGUGACGGCGCCAUGCACCAAUGACGCAAAGUCGCCACUCGACAGGAACUGCUGGCUGAUGAGCUUGCUCAGCGGCUCAGAUGCUGCCGAAUGAGCACAUGGAGCAGAUUCAUGUACGCGACGCUUGCUUGGUGGCUUCACGUACAUGAGAGACAGAGGCGCUCGAGUGUGAGGUCCUUCAAUGCGAAUCGGAGGAAGGGCUCAAUGGCGUUUGCGGUGGCAAGCAGAUAGAGUUGCCUGAAGGGAUGCAGUCAGCGACAUACACACUCGCAGACACACGGGGGUAUGUAGCCUACUUGAGAGUGCGUCGAUUGGGGUUGGUCUUCAGGCCAGCCGUCGCGGCGGACAUGACUGUAUCCUUAACGACGGGCAGUGACAGCCCGGCAACCGAGCAGAAAGACAGAGAGAGCCACUUGCACGCGAUGGUGCCGAAGAGUCGCUCCAUCGAACCCUGCGGACAAGUGAGAUGCCAACAGGGGAGGGUAUCAGCAAGGCUGUCUAAGUGUGGUUAGUGCUUUCCAGACCUGCAGUUCGUCGUAUCAAUCAGUUUCGCCCUCAGACUUGGUCAAGACCAUAUUGGACAGAUUCAGAGACUCGAGAGACCUACCAUAGAGGCCCUGCAGGCGAUACGACACACACAGGCCCUAAUCAAUAAGAUGGAAUCUGUUUUUUUUUUUUUCCUCGACGCACCUCGAGCAAGUUCAGAGAAGAAGUGAACGACAUACGACAUAGAGAGAUUGUCAUCCUUCUGCACACACCCAACGGCCUCAGUAAAUGCUUUGUUGUCUCAUUCCCUGUCCUGCGCCCAUACCUGAGUGUCGUGAAGGGCCUUUCUUUCUUGUCGUCCCCCGUGUCGGCCGUCUGCCCCGCCUCGGUCGUCGCGUGUCUCUCCUCCUUUGAGCCAGCCGGCACGGCAGCGGAUGAUGUGCUGUGGGUGCGGGUGACGUCACGCGAUGAUGGCGGCGGCGAAGAGGCACUCUCGCUGCUGCUGUCGCCCUUGCCGUCUUCUUCUGGCUGGGCCUUGAGCAGAGCACUCAACCGGUCGAUGAAGGCACGGCUCAGGUCUUCGUCUUCCAGGUGGAGAGUGGCAAGUGAGGGCACGCGGCCGAUGGCGUCGGCAAGUUGGGCGCACUCGUCAUCAGGCAACUGAGUCAAAUCCAAACCUGCGGCACACACACCUUGACAGUCAGCGGCAAGUCCGCGUUCUCUUUCGACCACCUUACACAUCAGUUGGAGCGUCAUGAGUCUGUCGGCCCUCUGAAGGAAGUCGAUGAGGUCGCUGAUGUCAUCGGCGGUCGGUGAGCACUCGCAGCGGAUCGACAGCUCCAACAUCGUGUCGGGUGAAUACCUGACAGCAAGAGUGAAGCCGUGAACAUGAGUGAAUUGCUGCCCGUCAUCUCUUUACAUCAACCUACCUGGCCAAUGCCGCCACCAGCCGAUUCUGCUUGCUCACUGAGAUCGAUGCAAAUGGCGCCAGCAGCUCGCGAUUGGCAUACGAUGAGAUGCGGUCAGUCGAACAGACGGGACACAGCCUAAACCCAGGCAGCACGAAGUGGCCAUGGAGUGCAGAUGGGUCUGUCUGUGUGUGAAUGACUGUUUACGCGUCUAGCAGACUUCGACAUGAGAGCGCCAGCAUAGCGAUGUGUGCGGCAGUGAAAUGCAACGGCCCAACAAGCUGGUAGAUGGUGUGGAGGACUCUCUUGUCCGACAAACACCGCACCAGCCGAUUCUGAUGGACACACAGCACAGACGUAAGGGGUCGGUCACACGUGGUCGCUCUCUCUACCCACCUGCUUGUUCUCCUGUCGUGCAGCCUCUCUGUGGGGGUCGUGCUGCGAUGAGACCCACCGAUCGAUCGCCUCCUACAUAGAUCACACACACACACACACACACAGUGGCAAGCGGUGAUCGAUCGGUCCACAUGGGAGUACAGUAUAGCAGACCUUGCGGCGGCGGUACUUGGCGAAGAAAUCAAAAACCUGCAGCCGUGAGUGCAGGUGCACAGACCUGUGGGCUGCGUGUUGUUGGUACUUCAUUUACCAUCUGUAUGAGGCUGUUUUGUGAGGCCGCCGUGGGGGGCCCGGAAAGGGCAGAGAUGUCCACCUGCACACGAAGGGCGUCACACACAAGCAGACGAACACAGGUGACCGCGGAUUUGGUGAUCGUUUGACCUUACGGACCUGCAGAAUCCGUUCGACGAUCGGAUUGUCUUUGCUCUUGCCGCUCGUCACCUGCCGAUCCCAAUAACUGCACAAAUGAAGACAAUUCGCUCGAGGCGCUCAAGACAAGACGGACAGACGCACCUGGCGAGGCUGUCCAGAACGCCCAUCACGAUGCUGACGGUGCUGCCAUCGGGGGCGGCGGAUGCGAGACGUGCGGUGUCUCGUGCCACGAACUCCGACAGCUGGGACCACAUGAGCUCAGCCAGGCCCUCACACGAAGCAUACUGAAGACAAAUGUAGACAGGAGUACUGAGUUUCCAGACAAACAUGUCGCACACAUUGAUGUGUUGGCUGACUGACCGUCUCUCUAUCGAUACACAGAUUAAUCAGAUAGAUGAAUUUCGAUACGACAGACAGGUAGAGAGAUCGUUCAUGGCCUGCAUCCUUGAUCAGUCUGUCGCUCUGCAGGAUGCUCAUAGCCGCCGAAAGGAAGCCCGCCUGCGCAACACGCUCGCAGUAGCCACAUUCUGAGGGAACACAGACGCACACAAGACAUCAAUAAGCGGCGUGGACCAUGCACCAUUACUCACCAGCCAUUGGUAUUGGCACACUCAGAUAGAGAUUCAGUUUGGCCAUCUUGCCCAUGGCAGCGGGGCUCGCUGACACACUACGGCAUAUGGGCACCAGCACACCUGGAUCCACACACACCCACACACGCUCAUACAGCGGCGUGACGAAUCGACGAGCCCUCUUAGCAUCCACGUGUCCCCCCACCUAGCUCAGAGGGGAAGCGGCGGGCGUCUCUGAAGAUGAUGCCUAUCAGCUUGUAUGUCCUCCACACAAUCACCUGAUCACUGCUGGUGACCAGUGUCUCGACGAGCGCAUCGACGUGGCAGAAGAUGUGCUGCUGAAACGCGCUCAGAACCUCAGCCGUCUCUGAGCGAUGCACCAAAGGCACACAGAUACGUGGAAAGAUGACAGCCACAUUUGCCGGUUCACCACAUGAUCACCUGGAAUGCUCUUGCUGAGCAACACAGCGGCCACCCAGACAUGGUCUGGUAGUGUCCGCCUCCCCAACACUGCGUCCACCAAGACACCAAACAGCGGCAGCCACUCCACACCAAAGGGAUACCCAGCCUUACAAAGCCGUUUGAGGAAAGAGGCUGCCGCAGACUGAUGUGAUUGGUUGCUGCCGUCAUUGAAAAUGGCAACAAUACAGCCGGCGAGGCCUCCCUGACCCUGCUGUCGAUGCGCCUCGUCCGUCUUGGCCAGCAAGCCCACCAGUCGCUUGACUGAUGGAUCGUCGUCGGGCAGGCGGGGCAUUGAUGCGAGUUUCUCCACAUGGCUUACGAAGAGUCCGAUGUCACCAGCCAGCAGAGCAUCAGCAGCGAGGGAUAUAACCGCAGCAGCAUCAGAGGCCGACUUCUGGCCCUGCCGCACGUUGGCCGUGUCUUGUUGGUCGGGUGUGAUCGGGGAGGGGGUGGAGAAAGGGGAUGGGCGAGAGGGACUCGCUGGCUGCCGAUCUGCUGAUGCCGCUGCUGCGGCCACUAGCGAUGGGUCGAUCAUGGAGCUGGUGGGGUGGACGACGGCCUGCUGCUGCUGGGCGCAUACGGACAUGUCGAAAGCAGUGGAGGGCUGACGGCUGCCGUCCUGACAAUCACAGCCACACAUCACACACAUAUGCACACAUGUGGGCAUGCACCUCCCUCGUGUCUGCCUGUCUGUCUGUCUGUCUGUGCAUGUGUGUGUGUGUCCGUACCGAUGUGGCGUCCACAGUGAUGUCACCCUCUCCGGACCCACCGCCGUGCCCCGCCCCUCCCACCAGCGUCGAGCCCCCUUCCAUCUGCUGUACGGGGACGCCGCCCACAACUGAUGUGUCGGCUGCUGGUGAGGGGAUGGGAAUGAGCAUGGACUGAUCUCGCUGGACGGAUGGCUGCGGUUGCUGCUGAUUCUGCUGUGUGUCGAUGGCCUCACUAGGGAUCGGCGGACGCUGGAUGCCGACGGGGGGUGGGGAGCCCGAGGGCAGUUUCUCCAGCAGUUGUUGAGAGUCAGCUUUGUUGCUGUCAGUCGCAGGUUUGCGCUCUCUGUGGGGAGAUGCUGGUAGCGGGGCAGACGACGCAAUCUCUGUGCGGUCACCAGGGCCGCUCCCAUACGACUCAUCGCCAGGCCUCACACUCCCACCAGAUCCCUCCUCUGCCGGGUUGCCACUCAUAUACACGUGCUGCUGCUGUGGUUGCUCCUGCUGGCUGGGAUCUCCUCUGUUGUCGGGGCUGUUGCUGUCUGCCGUCGGGCUGUCGGCGAAGAGCUCCUCGGAGUUGGUUUCCGUGGACAU